AUGCGCGGACCUCUACGUAAGCCAAGCGGGGAGUCGGGUUCAAAGGAGGAAAUAUGGCGGAAAACAAAGGAGGAGGAGGAGGAGGCGGCGGUGGCGGUGGCGGCGGGGAGGGGGCCGCGGAGGCCGCGCCGUCCGGAGGGGGCCCAGAGCUCGCCGCCGCGGCAGCGGCUGCUGUUGUCACCUCCGCGGCGACAGUGGCGUCCCCGCCCCCUCCGGCCCCCGCCCCUCCCGACGAGAGGGAGAGCCCUGCCGCCGUGGUCCUGGCUGCGGACAAGGGCCCCGGGGAGGCGGAGGCCGCGGCGCCGGUGGUGGUGAGCGGCGGCGGCUCGGGCUCCGUGCCGGCGCCUCUGGGCCCCAGCCCCGCGCCCCCUGCUCUGUCCAGCGCCGCGCCGGGCCCGCUGUCGCUCCUGGACACCUGCGCAGUGUGCGCGCAGAGCCUGCAGAGCCGGGAGGCCGAGCCCAAGCUGCUGCCGUGCCUGCACUCCUUUUGCCGCCGCUGCUUGCCGGAGCCGGAACGCCAGCUGAACGUGCCCGUGCCCGGCGGCGCCAACGGGGACAUUCAGCAGGUUGGUGUAAUCAGGUGUCCGAUCUGUCGCCAGGAAUGCAGACAAAUAGAUUUGGUAGAUAAUUACUUUGUGAAAGACACGUCUGAAGUGCCAAGCAGCUCUGAUGAGAAAUCUGAACAGGUGUGCACCAGCUGUGAAGAUAAUUCCAGCGCUGUUGGUUUCUGUGUAGAAUGUGGAGAAUGGCUAUGCAAAACAUGCAUAGAAGCCCAUCAGCGAGUAAAAUUUACUAAGGAUCACAUGAUCAGAAAGAAGGAAGACGUUUCUUCAGAGGCUGUUGGAGCAUCCGGUCAACGUCCUGUGUUUUGUCCUGUCCACAAACAAGAGCAGUUAAAACUUUUUUGUGAAACCUGCGACAGAUUGACAUGCAGAGACUGUCAGUUAUUGGAACACAAAGAACAUAGGUAUCAGUUUUUGGAAGAAGCAUUUCAGAAUCAAAAAGGUGCUAUUGAAAAUCUGUUACUCAAACUCCUCGAGAAGAAGAAUUAUGUUAACUUUGCAGCUACUCAGGUGCAAAAUAGGAUAAAAGAAGUAAACGAAACUAACAAACGAGUAGAACAGGAAAUCAAAGUCGCUAUUUUUACCCUCAUUAAUGAAAUCAAUAAAAAGGGAAAAUCUCUCUUACAGCAGUUAGAGAGUGUGACAAAAGAGAGACAGAUGAAGCUAAUACAACAGCAGAAUGACAUCAGCGGCCUCUCACGGCAGGUGAAACAUGUAAUGAACUUUACCAAUUGGGCUAUUGCAAGUGGCAGUAGCACUGCACUGCUUUACAGCAAGCGACUGAUCACGUUCCAGCUGCGACAUAUUUUAAAAGCACGAUGUGAUCCCGUCCCAGCUGCUAAUGGAGCAAUACGCUUCCAUUGUGAUCCCACAUUCUGGGCAAAGAAUGUAGUCAACUUAGCAGCAAAUUUAAAAUUAGCAAAAACAUGGAAAUCAGAAGAUUCCUUCAGUGACGCAAUGGAGAAACAAGGUAAUCUUGUUAUUGAAAAUAAACCAACCCAAGGUUACACUCCUAAUGUAGUAGUGGGACAAGUUCCCCCAGGAACCAACCACAUCAACAAACCUCCAGGGCAAAUUAAUCUUGCACAACUUCGGCUCCAGCAUAUGCAGCAGCAGGUGUACGCACAAAAACACCAGCAGUUACAACAGAUGAGGAUGGGGCAGCCGGCAGGGCAGCUCCCCCGCCAGGCAGGCCCACAGAUGCUACAGCAACAGCCUCCUAGAUUGAUAAGUAUGCAGACCAUGCAGCGGGGCAUGAACUGCGGUGCUUUCCAAGCCCACCAGAUGAGAAUGGCUCAGAAUGCUGCCCGUCUCCCAGGGAUACCACGGCACAACGGGCCCCAGUACUCCAUGAUGCAGCCCCACUUACAGAGACAAGUAUAUGCUCAUUCAAACCCAGGACAUGCUGGCCCUUUUCCAGUUGUUUCGGUGCACAAUAAUACUAUCAAUCCAACGAGCCCUACAACAGCCACCAUGGCCAAUGCUAACCGUGGCCCAACAAGCCCCUCCGUAGCAGCAAUAGAGCUUAUUCCUUCUGUAACAAACCCGGAAAACCUUCCUUCCCUGCCAGACAUCCCUCCCAUUCAGCUGGAAGAUGCUGGUUCCAGUAAUUUAGAUACUUUACUAAGCAGAUAUAUCGCAGGUAGCCACCUGCCUCCCCAGCCCUUAAGCAGCAUGAAUCCCUCCCCUGGACCUUCAGCUCUAUCUCCAGGCUCAUCAGGUUUGUCGAAUUCUCACAUCCCUGUAAGGCCACCCAGUACCUCCAGUACAGGCAGUAGAGGCAGCUGUGGUUCAUCAGGCAGAACAGUUGAGAAGAAUAAUAUUAGUUUCAAGACUGACCAUGUGAAAGUUAAGCAAGAGCCUGGCACAGAAGAAGAGGUAUGCGGUUUCUCAGGACCGGUAAAGCAAGAAAAAUCAGAGGAUGGAAGAAGGAGUGCCUGCAUGCUCAGCAGUCCUGAGAGCAGCUUGACGCCACCUCUUUCUACCAACUUGCAUCUUGAAAGUGAAUUAGAAGCACUGGGAAGUAUGGAAAACCAUGUUAAGACUGAACCAGCAGACCUAAGCGAAAGCUGCAAGCAGUCGGGGCACAGCCUUGUCAAUGGCAAGUCUCCCGUUCGCAGCCUCAUGCACCGAUCAGCUAGGACUGGAGCAGAAGGCAACAACAAAGAUGACGAUCCCAACGAGGACUGGUGUGCUGUGUGCCAAAAUGGAGGAGACCUGCUAUGUUGUGAAAAGUGCCCCAAAGUUUUCCACCUCACAUGUCACGUACCCACUCUCCUCAGCUUUCCAAGUGGAGAGUGGAUAUGUACGUUUUGCCGAGAUCUAAUGAAACCUGAAGUAGAGUAUGAUUGUGACAAUUUGCAGCACACUAAGAAGGGGAAAACUGCACAAGGUUUGAGUCCUGUGGACCAAAGGAAAUGUGAACGCCUCCUCCUUUACCUGUAUUGUCAUGAGCUGAGCAUUGAAUUCCAGGAGCCCGUCCCAGCCUCGAUACCAAACUACUAUAAAAUAAUAAAGAAACCAAUGGAUUUAUCUACAGUAAAAAAGAAACUGCAAAAGAAACAUUCCCAGCACUACCAGACACCUGAAGAUUUUGUGGCAGAUGUGCGGCUGAUCUUCAAGAACUGUGAAAGGUUUAAUGAAAUGAUGAAAGUUGUUCAAGUUUAUGCAGAAACACAAGAGAUUAAUUUGAAGGCUGAUUCAGAAGUAGCACAGGCAGGGAAGGCAGUUGCAUUGUACUUUGAAGAUAAACUUACAGAGAUCUACCCAGACAGGACCUUCCAGCCAUUACCUGAAUUUGAGCAAGAAGAGGAUGAUGCUGAAAUUACAGAUGACUCCGAUGAAGAUUUUAUACAGCCUCGUAGAAAACGUCUAAAAUCAGAUGAGAGACCGGUGCAUAUAAAGUAACCUGAUUAAAAAAGACCUAAACUAUUGUAAAAAGCAAAAACAAACAUAUUUAAGUGUUCCUGGGAUAUUAUCACGCCUUCAGGGGCCAUCUUGAUGAAGCUGAUAGUGUUCAGACAGUAUUAGAUUACAAAAAAUUUGUGCAGAAACAUUCUUGUCAAAAAGGGGGGGAAGCUUUUAACUUUUUUUUUUUUAGUGUUUGGAUUUUCUUUUCCCUUUCCGCA
Molecule: messenger RNA, 3691 nt
Organism: Euleptes europaea (tarantolino)
Lineage: Eukaryota; Metazoa; Chordata; Lepidosauria; Squamata; Sphaerodactylidae
Gene: TRIM33
Product: tripartite motif containing 33
Exons: 21
Coding region: 54-3470 (1138 amino acids)
Molecular function (GO): zinc ion binding; protein binding
Source: RefSeq, a predicted model, not a curated record